Molecule: messenger RNA, 2214 nt
Organism: Phaedon cochleariae (mustard beetle)
Lineage: Eukaryota; Metazoa; Arthropoda; Insecta; Coleoptera; Chrysomelidae
Source: the annotation of a GenBank genome assembly
AGUUCAUUUUUCGUGACCUAACUAUCGUGUUUCUCUUAGAAAUCUACUCCAGGAAAAUUCAACAUGUCUUCCGCAACUAAGAAGAACAUCCUCAAACUGUAUGAUCGACCAAAGGAAUUCAGUUUUAUGCCGAAAGGAGACAACAAUGCUGUUUUUGAUGUACCCCCAGAGUAUAUUCCCGAGGAAUACAAGAACAUCGCUACUCAAAUCGUCAGCAGAUUUGGGGAAGAAGCCAGCGAAAGAAUCCAAGUGUCUACCAUUUCCAUCCCUCCGCUGGGUGACAUCUUGGAAUUGAGACGAGAUGAAAACUUCUCCCUCUUCAUCCCUAAACACAGAAGGAUCGCUGGACGUCUCAUCAACAUCUAUUUAGGAAUGCGCAGCGUUGAUGAUCUUUUAUCGGUCGCCGUGUACACAAGAGACCGCGUCAACCCUUACCUCUUCAACUACGCCCUGUCGGUGGCCCUUCUCCACCGUCCCGACACCCAAGAUAUGGAUUUGCCGUCGUUCGUCCGCUCCUUCCCUGACAAGUACAUCGACAGCAAGGUGUUCGCCAAGGCGAGAGAAGAGGCGAACGUCGUUCCGGAGGGAUCGAGGAUGCCCAUCGAAAUUCAAAAAGAUUACACAGCAUCUGAUCUGGAAGUCGAACAUCGUCUUGCCUAUUUCCGAGAGGACAUUGCCAUAAAUCUCCACCAUUGGCAUUGGCAUUUGGUAUACCCUUUCGAAGCUGCCAUGGAGAUUGUCAACAAGAACAGAAGAGGAGAGCUCUUCUACUACAUGCAUCAGCAGGUCAUGGCCAGGUACAAUUUCGAACGGCUCUCCAACAAGAUGAAGCGCGUGGAACGCUUCAUCGACUGGACCUCGGAAAUCUCCGAGGCUUAUUUCCCGAAGCUGGACAGCUUGGUGGCCAGCCGGUCCUGGCCAGCCAGGGUGGCCAACCAGAAGCUCAGCAAUCUGAGGAGGGAGACCGAUCAGAUCACCAUCGAUCUGGACGAUAUGGUCAGGUGGCGGGACAGGAUUUACGCUGCCAUCAAUUCGGGGGUCGUCAGAAACGCUCAAGGUCAAGAUAUACCUCUCACUGAAUUCGAAGGGAUCGAUGUAUUGGGAAAUAUAAUCGAAUCAAGUAUUUUGUCGCCCAACAGGGAAUUCUAUGGGGAUAUGCACAACAUGGGACACAUCAUGAUAUCUUACAUUCACGAUCCAGACCACAGACAUCUAGAAUCUUUCGGAGUAAUGGGCGACUCUGCCACUGCAAUGAGAGAUCCAAUUUUCUACAGAUGGCACGCCUACAUUGACGAUAUCUUCCAGAGAUUCAAAUCAACACUUCCGAGAUACACUGUAGCGCAGUUGAACAACCCUGGAAUCACCGUUAACGAAGUCUCCAUCGAGUCAGGCGGCAAACGUAACAACAUCCAAACUUUCUGGCAGCAGUCCGACGUAGACCUAUCCAGAGGCAUGGACUUCCAGCCACGUGGAGCCGUCUUCGUUAGGUUCACGCACCUGCAGCACCAGGAGUUCAACUACAGAAUCGUGGUGAACAACCAGAGUGGCGGUGCUAAGCAGGCAACCUGUAGAAUAUUUAUGGCGCCCAAGUACGACGAGAGGGGCAACCCGUGGUUGUUCAGGGACCAGAAGAACAUGUUCAUCGAGCUGGACAAGUUCAAGGUCAAUUUGAAACAAGGUCCGAACACCAUCACCCAGGCGUCCACCAAGUCCUCGGUCACCAUUCCCUUCGAACGGUCCUUCCGCGACGUGGACACCAACCGGCCGCAAGGCGGGGACGCGCUUGCGCAGUUCAACUUCUGCGGCUGCGGCUGGCCCCAGCACAUGCUGGUGCCCAUGGGCAGCCCCGAGGGCAUGGAGUGCCAGCUGUUCGUCAUGCUUUCUAACUACGACGACGACAGGAUCGAUCAGAGUACAGAAGGAACUUGUAAUGACGCUGAUAGUUUCUGUGGCAUCAAGGACAGACUCUACCCCGACCGGCGUUCCAUGGGUUACCCCUUCGAUAGGCAACCGAGGGACGGUGUCGAUACCCUACAGCAAUUCCUCACCCCCAACAUGAGGGUGCAAGACGUUGUCAUCAAGUUCACCAACAGGGUGUUCAGACCGAGACAGAGGAACUAGAUUGUUACGAUUUGUUGAAAUUGACAUACUUGAUGAAAAUUACAUUUGGAACUGAUUUUUAAUGUAUAGAUUUGAGAAAAUACAUCUUAGUGC